This is a messenger RNA of Catharus ustulatus (Swainson's thrush), 5111 nucleotides long. RefSeq names its product coiled-coil domain containing 180 (gene CCDC180). The transcript has 38 exons. The record is from RefSeq and is a predicted model, not a curated record. The coding region runs from base 272 to 4888 and encodes 1538 amino acids. NCBI's taxonomy places the organism in Eukaryota, Metazoa, Chordata, Aves, Passeriformes, Turdidae.
GGAAUUCAUACCUGAGGGGUCACUUGGCUGGGAAUUUGCACCUGAGGGAUCACUGGCUUCCAGAACAUCAGGUAAAAAAAAAGAAUUACUGAACUGCUGCUUUCGAGAGGAAAGAGAAAUUAUCACUGCAGCUGAACAUUAGCCAGCACAUACCCAGUAGGUUUGAAGGAAUUCUAAUUGUUGAGAGAUGGUUCUUUGAAGGCUUACUUAGCCCAAGAAGACAAGGUCCUCUAAGAAGAGUAAAAAGUGUACUUUAAAUAGACAUUCAGAAAUGUCUGCUGAUGCCAUUCCAUUACCUUGUAAUCAGCAGAAAUGUGUUGGAAAAAUACCCAUCAGUGACUUCACAAAAAAGCCACUCGCAGAAAGACAACCUACAGCUUUUCUAGAGGCAUGGGGAAAUGUAGAUGCAAGUUCAACUGAGAAAGUCAGAGGCCUGCCUGAUGUAGUUGCUCCUGAGGAAACAGGCAGCGGUGCAUGGAAGUACCUGACAGAACGGCAGCAAAAACAUCAUGAUCAAACAGUGACAGAAAUGCAGCAGGAGCUGGACUGCAUUGGCAGGGAGAUGGAAGCCUCUGUUUUGAAGCUUCAGGAAUUCCUUCAACUGAAAGUGAUGAAAUCAGAUGAAAAGAGUAAACUUCUGUUUGAAAAGAUUGCGUCUGACAUGGCUUUGGAAGGUUUCUCGUUUGAAGGUUUGGAAGAACUGUGGAAUAUGAUCUGCGAGGAAACCUCAAACAGAAAAAAGCAGAUUAGAGCAGUGGACAAAUCCUUAAAGGAGAUUGAAAGGAGUCGAGCCAUUAAAAUAGCAGAUGUACUGACCAAGUAUACUAUGAAACUCGAGGAAAUUUCCUUCUUGGCAGCUGAUGUUCACAAGAUCAUUAACAAUAAGGCCAUGAAUAUAAACAGAGCACUGCUGGAUAAUGAGAGGGCAACUGGCAAGCUACUCUUUAAUCUAAUGAAAUCAGAGCUUGAGAAAGAAAAAUUUCAUCAACUGAAAUGGCAAGGGAGAGUCAAGGACUGGAAGCUCAUCCAGAAAAACUAUGUAGUUCAGAGUUUCAGGGAAUUUAUGGCAAGCGAAGAAAUACAGAAUCCGCCAAGUGUGAAAUUAGAAAUGGAAAAUAUGAUAAAGGAGCAGAUUGUACUUAGUGAGCAGAGACUGAGGGUCUUGCAAUACAUUGGCACCUUAUUGCCUCCAACACAUACAAAAUCUGAUAUAAAUGAAUGGUACAGAACUCUGGAGAAUUUCAACAAAAGUAUAGACACCCAUAAUGUGGAGUGCAUGGAGAAAAUAAGCAUCCAGUAUGAGCUGGUCCAGGGCAAAUGUCAGGAGAAAGCGCAGAUGUGCAAGAUGACCCUUUUGGAUAUGAACGUUUGCACAGUAGAAGAGGUUGAAGUUGUGCAUUCCAGCAUGCUUCAGAUGACUGAGAAACUAAAACAUAGAUUUGAAGAAGAAGUGGAGCACAUGGAUAGUGAUUUUAAGGAGAUGGCUAAAUGGCAUGAAAAGCAUUGUCAAGGCUUGUACGGAUGUGUUCAGGAGGCCAUGGGUCUCUGGGAUGUCCAUCAACUCCAGCUGUCCCAGCAGGAAGAUGCACUUCAAAGAAAAAUAGAUGAAUGCAGAUGGGAAAAAGAUAACAUAAUACAGAUGACGAAAGAUGAUCUGGAUACAAUUUUAGAAAAAAUGAAAAUGGCGAACUGUGAAGAAGAGCUGAAGAAAUAUUUGGAGAACACCCUUUCUUCUUUAGAUCAAAUUAGAACAAGGAAUGAGACACUCAAGCAAAUUGUAAUGGAUGAAGUAAUGGCUUACCCAAAAGCCAUUUUGUGGGAAUUGAUUUCAUAUAGUAUAUCCAUCAGCCAGCAUUUUAGUGUGAAGCAAAUCGUCAAAGAGAACUUGCAAGGCACGAUAGACUUCAAAGUUCAAGAUCAGAAUAAUACCACAACAGUCCAAACAGCUUUAGGUCUUUUUGACGCUGUGGCGUCCAAAAGUGCCCCAGGGCUUGAGGAGAGCACAUCCCAGCCCAGAGCAGAGCAGGACAAUCACCUUUCUCAACUGGUGCCACAAGACAGGGACAGUUGUCAAAAAUCAGCUGGAGAAACAAAUCUAACAGAGAAACAGGUGAUCUUGGCACAGGAAAUUGAAGAAACAGAGGAAGAAGAACAUGAGGAGAGUAUUCCUUAUAAAAGUGAAGAAAAGGAGCAUGCAGAACAGGGACUAAGCAUUAUGCAGUCAGCAUCCAAGAGCAGUGAGGCAGAAAGUGCUGAAAUUACCAUGGAGGUUUUUUCCACUGCUAGUGGAAAUACUUACACUGGUCUUGGAGUUGAAGAGGCAGGAAAGGCUGACAUCACAGAGAGUUAUUUUACAAAAUAUGAAAAAGAAGAAUCACUUCCUAUGUACCUGAAAUAUGUACUUCUCACAGAAGCCAUGUUUGUCAAGCUGAAUAAAAGGAUUUGCCUCUGCUUUUUUGAACACUUAGAGAAAUGGUUUGCAGAAUCCUUGUCCAACUCCUGUGUCUUUGUUACUGCCAAGAAGGAGGAGCUGAAUUCAAUACUUCUACUGCAUCUUAGGUUUUAUCAACAAAAACAAGAGGAGAUACAGACAAAUAUCUACAAUGCUCGAGCUGCGGAACUGUCCCUUCACAAAAAGCAUCUUGAGUGCCACUGUGCCAUGCUGGCAGAAGGCCUGAAAAUGGAGAAAGCUGAAUUCCUCACAUUUUCGGACCAACUAAAUAACCUGAACACAAACUUUCAUUCCCGAGUCUGUAACUUGGAGUAUGACUUGCUCCACACUCCUGUGACUGAGCAGUCAGCUUCUUCCAGCAACAAUCUUGAAUCAGAACUCAGCAACUAUCUGGAAUCUAUCAGAAUUACUGUGAGAAGCUACCAGCAGCACUUGGAGGAAGCUUUAGGAAAAUUAAGGGAUUCAAAUGUGGAUUUUCUCAAAAGUUGUAGAUUAUUUUCAGAGAUUGGUGACUUUUCUUAUGAGGAGGUGAAGUUUUUCAACAAGUGUCUUCAGAAAGAAAGUAAGCAAAUUGAUUCAUUUGAAAGUUCAAUCAAGGCAGAUGUGGAGAAAAUAAAAUCGAGCUGCUUGGAACAGGCUACUGAACUUUUCAAGCAGUCUGAAAAAAAGUUUGCUUCUCUCUCUCUGAGUCGAGCCUUUAUGGAGAAGUUCCAUCAAUCUUUGAGAAAGCUACGACAGGAAAUCAAAUCAGAGGUAAUGAAUUCCAAUUUGCAGUCAGUCACAUUAAAGUCUUACCUGGAAGUGCUCCAGCAGAAGAGAGAUGCUUAUGUUCAUUCUACUGCAGAUAAAGAAGUAACUUCUAAUCAGCAUGGAAUGGCUUUAACUUCUGAAGAGUUAUAUGAUUUUGCCAGAGAGGUGUUGAAAGAGCUGAUAAAGAGGAGCAAGUAUCUUGACUGCUUCUUAAUAAAAGCAAAGAUCCCACAUACCACUGAGGACUUCAGCACUCCUGACACAGAUGGGACAUUGCAAGAGGACUUCACCACUCUUGAAAUGGAUGGGAGGUUACAAGAUUUCUUUGCUUCUGCUGUUCCAAAAGAGAGUCUCAGAGAUGAGAGCAAAAGGGUGGUGAUGGGACUGGAUUCUGAAAAAUUACCUUUGUUAAAUCCAAGUGGAAUGGAUAUAUCAAUAUUUGAUGAUUUGGCAAUAAGUGUUAUCAAAAAUUUAGCUGGAUUUGACCUAUCAAAAAAAUCCCAAGACCUAAAUCGAGGGACAAAUGAUACAGUAAAGAAGAAGUUAUCUGAUGCACAUUCUCAGAAGUAUACUAGCAAGAGGCCAUCUUGGGAUGAAACAAAAAAAAAAAAAAGUGAAAAAGGCAGAAAAUCUCUUACCAGGAAUGAGAGAUCCGAGAUACUUGGAGAGAAGCCUGCAAAGUCUGAUGCUUUUACAGGGAUUAUUAUGAAUAUUCUCUGGGAGGGUAACAACACCUUGCUCUGCCUUGGUGAGGAGUUCUAUAGAGAAAAGAAGAAUUCUCAGAUGGGAAUGCUUGAAGAUCUUCCAGACACAUUUGAACAUUGGGCAGAAAUGCUCAGACUGAAACUACUGUCAUACCAAAGGCAGACAGAUGAUUACUACAAUUUCUGUCUUAGAGAAUUUUGGGAUCAGCUGAAGUGGUUUGAAGAGGAACUCUCUUCUGUUUCCCAACUGGUUGUGGAAAGUCUUUUAAAAGAACAUGAGCAGAAACUCAACUCUUUUACUGGUCAUAUUCAGCAUCUCUUCAACAGACAGCUGAAAGAGUGGGAAGAUGUGAAGACUAUGCACUGGAGAAAAUUACAUUACUCCCUAGGACACCCAAAUAACUCUCUUCAACUGGAGGCUUUGUGCCAAGAGGAAAUAAAAAGGCAAAAAGAUCAAACGGAUGGUGUUCACCUCAACACAAAGAUGCUGCAGGAUUCUACUGCUGAAUGUGCUCAGAGCUUUUUUUCUGCACUGGCUGCCCUCACUGAAAAGCUCCUCUUGGAACUAGAUGAAACCAUCACUGUCGAUGAUGUAAAAAUAUCAGGAACUGAAAUAACUACGGAGAAGAUUUCGACUUUAAAGCAUCAUAAACAAGCUGGACUUCCUCUAGGAACCUCCAAAUUUCAACAGUUAGUCAAACGAGGAAGGAGGUCUUGGCCAGGAUUACCCGAGACUACUCUUCCUGACUCUCCAGACUAUACUCUUUGCAGAGGAACUGCAUCAGUUUCAACAGCUAAGACUACCCUGGGCCAUCUGGCAGUGAUGGAUGCAAGAGAAGCUGCAUAUAAGAAAUACAAAAGUAAAGUUGAGCAGAUGUUUGCCCUGAUCAAGGAAGAAAGUGCAGCUCAGCUAUUGGCAAUUCAGCGCUGGAAUGAUUGGUGGGAAGAAUCUGUCCAGAAGAUAAAGCGACUCUACGUCUGAGAUCUGUCAAAUUUUGCUGAGCUUUGUUGGUGUAAAUUGACACGUUUGUAUGAAUGUCACUGAUGUUUUUCUUUUAUCUUAGGAAUCUGUUGCAUUGAAAGAAACUACUUUUUGCCUUUUUGUUUGUUUUGCCAUGUUAUCACUGUUGUUUUCUCAUAUGCAGCCUUAAGAGUACUACUAUACUCAUCUUUACAAUUUACAUAACCACCUGGUUUGACUUACA